UUAGCUGCAGUGAGUGUGUCAGGCAGGGGCUGGCAUAGCUUGUCGCCUUCCUCGGCGGCUUGCUGCUGCUCCUGUUCAGGAGAGAAACUGAUCUGGACACAGCUGUGGUCAAGCAGAGCCUCACCGAGCGGUCUGUGUUCUAGGCGCUGCAAGACAAACGGCGGUAUUUGGGCAUCAUGGCUACAGACCCGCUCUCAGAGCUUCAGGAUGACCUGAACUUGGAUGAUACCAACCAGUCCCUCAGCCAGCUCAAACUGGCCUCCAUAGACGAUAAGAACUGGCCAGCAGAUGAAGUCCCUGCAUUCCCCAAAUCAGAGGACUCCAAAGGCUCCCCUGAGCCCGUCACUCACCUGCGGUGGGAUGAUCCCUACUACGAUAUCGCCAGGCACCACAUUGUGGAAGUAGCAGACCAGGGUGCACUUGAUGGGGCCCAACCAGGUGAUGACAAAUAUGGAAGGAAAGUCAUUUUGUUCAGUGCCUGCCGGAUGCCCCCAAGUCAUCAGCUUGAUCACGUGAAACUGCUGGGGUACCUGAAAUUCACACUGGACCAGUAUGUGGAGAGCGAUUACACACUGGUGUAUCUGCACCAUGGCCUGACCAGUGAGAACAAGCCAUCCCUGAGCUGGCUGCGAGAUGCCUACAGGGAAUUCGAUAGCAAGUACAAGAAGAACAUCAAAGCCUUGUACAUUGUGCACCCAACCAUGUUCAUCAAGACCCUGCUGAUUCUCUUCAAGCCUCUGAUCAGCUUUAAGUUUGGACGAAAAAUCUUUUAUGUGAACUUCCUUAGUGAGCUGGAGGAGUAUGUGAAGCUGGAACAGUUGGGGAUCCCGAGCCAAGUGCUGAAAUAUGAUGAAUAUCUGAGAUCCCUGCAGAAGCCUGCACAAGUGCCCCAGAAGCCAACACCCCCACGCCCGCCGCUGCCAAACCAGCAGUUUGGAGUCUCGCUCCAGCAUCUAAGGGAGAAGAGCCCUGAUCAGUCUCCUGUUCCUCUGGUGGUCAGAGAGACCAUUGCUCAUUUGCAGGAGCAUGCUCUUGCAACAGAAGGGAUUUUCCGGAGAUCAGCCAAUACACAGGUUGUCAGGGAGGUCCAGCAAAAAUACAACAUGGGUGUGCCGGUAGAUUUCCAGCAGUAUGAAGAUGUCCACCUCCCUGCUGUGAUUCUCAAGACCUUCCUGAGGGAGCUACCCGAGCCCCUCCUCACCUUUGGCCUCUACAGCCAUGUUGUCAGCUUCCAGAGUGUGGAGGAGGAGAAUCGCGUGGAUGUCGUUCGCAAAACACUCCAAAGUCUGCCAGAAGAAAACUACCAAGUGCUCCAUUUACUGACAGCCUUCCUGGUGCAGGUCUCUGCUCAGAGUGACAGAAACAAGAUGACGAACACCAACCUGGCAGUUGUGUUUGGCCCAAAUCUGCUGUGGGCCAAAGAUGUAGCCAUCACCCUAAAAGCCAUCAACCCCAUCAAUACCUUUACCAAGUUCCUGCUGGACCACCAGAAGGAGCUCUUUGAGAACGUGGAGGCCUGAAUCCAGGCCAGCCCACUCCAACACACUGUGCCCACCUUCCCACCUUCUUUCCCACCUUGUCUUGGAGCUGUGACCAAGCUGUCUCCAGUGCAAAGGGACCAUUGAUCCCCUGGGUGAUGAGCAGAAUGAGGGCUGUGGAGAUGGUGGAGGAAGUGUAAGGAAGCAAGCAGAUCUCUUGCGUCAGGUGGGGAUGGGAGCUGGUCUCCCAGCUGCUGGGUGGAGUCCUCCCCAACCUGCCAGUCUGUGCAGCUCCUCCAGGGCUCAUCACCAGCCUCCUGCCCUAUAAGACGACCUGCCUUCCUUUCCUCCUUCCCUCACGUGUGUUUUUUUCUGCCCUCCUGCUCCCUUCCUCAGCAAAAAUCUUUUUUUUGUUUAAACUCCCAACAGCCCCAGCUCGCUCCCCUUGCCUCAGCUGGGCUAUCAGGGCUAGGGCAGAUUGCUGGGUUUGUGGCAGAGGUGUUCUUGCAGUGAGUGCCAUCUUUCAGCACUGAGCAUGCAUCCUGCCUUCUCCCAGAGGCACCUGAAGCGCUGAAGGGAGCAGGCAGCCCUUGUGCUUCAUGUAGCAUCAUGUUCUGCACUUGCAAACACCUCUCCAGACCCACGGUUUUGACCAGCAAGUGAAAGACAGGUUCACAGCACGUGGGCUGUGUAGACCUGCCAGACUGCAACACAGGGAAGCUGAAUUUAGCCCAUAUUCCUCUGAGGUCACCCACUCCAGGUACUCUUCAGCUUUUACUGGGGUGAGGUUACUCCUGUAGUUUCCCAGCUCAAGUGCUGGUGUCCCUCCAGCCGCGUUUCCAGCCUGGCUGGGAAGGUUCACGCCAGAGCUCGCCCCCUUCACAGGCAGGAAGGAGGCUGAAUUGCAAGGAGAAAGAGCCCUGGUGGCACCGAACUGCCGAACACUAUGAAGAUCACUGCCUUUCCCUGUGGCAGCAGCACGAGGCCUCUUGUACUCCUUCAGGCGUGUGUAUCUGUGCUGACAGGCACAGACUGCCUUGGUUGUCCUUCUUUUUUCUCUUCAGUUUGAGCAGAACUUUCUCUAGCACAAUGCAACAGUGAGCAUGGCCUUGAGGGGAGGUCUGGAGCCUGGGGCUAACCCUCGCUCUGGUGUGCACCAGGCCUGGCUUACAGGUUUCUGCCCAGGUGCUGAGCUCUCGUGUGCCAAAGUUGUGAGGGAACAGCUAUUCCAUGCUGAGGGCCCUGCCCUCUCUCCUCCUCGGUUCAUAGUUCCCUUGCAUCCUACCGUGGAAGCCUCAUCAGAUACAUCCUGUAUGCCCUGG
Messenger RNA from Oxyura jamaicensis (ruddy duck), 2800 nucleotides. RefSeq names its product Rho GTPase activating protein 1 (gene ARHGAP1). The record is from RefSeq and is a predicted model, not a curated record. Gene Ontology annotation, cellular component: cytoplasm. Lineage: Eukaryota; Metazoa; Chordata; Aves; Anseriformes; Anatidae. Gene Ontology annotation, biological process: small GTPase-mediated signal transduction; negative regulation of endocytic recycling. Bases 177 to 1520 code for a protein of 447 amino acids. The transcript is spliced from 14 exons. Gene Ontology annotation, molecular function: GTPase activator activity.